AUGCUUCGCAUCAAAUCUGACACAUCAACUCGGGAUCAAAAAUAUGUGGCAUUAAAAUCGGUUACAAUCGUUUCAAAGAUUCGUUCAUUUGGUGCAGAUGUUAGUAUUACACAACUAUUUCGAAAUGAUGAAAAUCAACCAAUUGAAGCUGUAUAUUGUUUUCCAAUUGAAGAAAAUGCUGCAAUUUAUUCAUUUGUAGCAAAAAUUGAUGAUCGAGAAAUUCGUGCUCAAUUGAAAGAAAAAAUUCAAGCACAACAAGAAUAUACACAAGCUUUACAACAAGGUCAUGGUGCUUAUCUUAUGGAACAAGAUGAAAAAUCACAAGAUAUUUUCAUUAUCAAUGUAGGAGCUCUACUUCCUGGAAAAGAAUGUCAAAUUCAAAUUAUGUACGUAACUGAAUUGGAUCUUAUUAGUCAAAAUAAAAUUCGUUUUGUUGUGCCAACAACAAUAGCACCACGAUAUAAUCCGUCAGUUGGUGGUAUUUCAUCUCCUGCUGGUACACAAACAAAAUAUGUUCAAUCAGCAUCGUAUACAAUCGAUUUUCAAUGUCAAAUUGAUAAACUACAUGGAGAAAUAACAAGUGUUGCAUCAUCUUCACAUCCAAUUGCAAUUAAAUUUAAUGAUAAUAAAUAUGAAAUAACAUUUGGUCAAAAGAAUACAUUUAUGGAUCGAGAUAUUAUUCUCGAUAUUGAAUUAUCAACACGAACAAAUACAAUUUUAGCUAUUGAAAAAAAUGAUCAACAUCAAUUGGCUUUAAUGGCAUCAUUUACACCUACGAAUGAAGAUUGUAGAAAAGCAUUUAAUACUACCAAUGAUGUAAAUAAUGAAUUUAUUUUUAUUGUUGACUGUAGUGGUUCAAUGCAAGAUGAAAAUAAAAUUGGUCUUGCUCGUCAAGCAAUGGUUUUAUUUCUCAAAAGUUUACCAGUCAAUUGUCAAUUUAAUAUUAUCCGAUUUGGAUCUGAUUAUAGAACAUUGUUUAAUAAUGUAACUGAAAAAUAUAAUGAACAAAAUGCAAGACAAGCUGAACAAUUGAUUUCACAAAUGUCGGCUGAUCUCGGUGGAACUGAACUAUUGAGACCAUUACAAUGGUUACAAAAUCAGGCACCUGUUACUGGUCAUUCUCGACAAAUAUUACUACUGACUGAUGGAGAAAUAUCUAAUGUUACCGAAGUAAUGAAUCUUUGUCGAUCAAUGUCAACAUCAACAAGAAUCUUUUCAUUUGGUCUUGGUCAUUCACCAAGUCGAUCAUUGAUUAAAGGUCUUGCUCGUUCAACGAACGGUCGAUUUACAUUUAUUUCUCCAGGAACAAGUGUUGAUAUUCAUGUUGCUGAACAACUUCAAAAAGCUCUCGAACCAUGUAUUACUAAUGUUAAAGUUAAAUGGAAUAUUCCAUCAUUAACAUCAUCCAAACUUCAAACUAUUCCAACAAUUAUUCCACCUGUUUAUG
Rotaria sordida is the source of this 1447-nucleotide messenger RNA. The record is from the annotation of a GenBank genome assembly. NCBI's taxonomy places the organism in Eukaryota, Metazoa, Rotifera, Eurotatoria, Philodinida, Philodinidae.